Molecule: messenger RNA, 10101 nt
Organism: Thalassophryne amazonica
Lineage: Eukaryota; Metazoa; Chordata; Actinopteri; Batrachoidiformes; Batrachoididae
Product: trichohyalin-like
Exons: 63
Coding region: 751-9312 (2853 amino acids)
Source: RefSeq, a predicted model, not a curated record
UGUUCCUCUGGUUGUUACUUUGGUUUGGGGACACAUUUGUGCCAGUAGGGGUGCCCUAUUAAGCAAGCUGAUCUAUACAGAUGGUCUUGAACAGCCAAAAAAGGUCUGCAGAGCAGCUGGUGUGCAGAGCUCUAAGAAUAACCUGGACAUUUGUGGGGAUAAAGUUACCUUGAAACCUCCCUAUGCUUUGCUCUGACCUAUACCCAUGUGAGGCACCAAUAACACGGGGUUGGAUAUGCUAGUAGCCCCUUUCCCUACCCAGGCCUGUGCUUAGCUUGGCUCUUUCCAAUCCAGCUUUGUUCUCCUUUGCCCCAUCAUCCCCACUUGCCCACUGGCAACGCUGCCACACAGGCAGCUCUGAAUCCCCCCAAAUCUGUAAAGUUAGAGUUUAUACUUGACUUCUAGUUUGCUCCUUGUCUUUUUUUUUUACUUUUGGAACAGCAUAAACUGUGGAUUACUGUAUAUUUGCCGGGGCCGUGGUCACCACUUGGAAAUGGAUUAAUAUAUAUGCACUUGGACAUGGUUUUGCUGACACGUGGACAUUGAUUGGAUUUACUGAAGCUGGGAUUGUACCCAACUGGGUAUCACCAUGGCUGAAGUCAAAUCAGCCAGGGGGUCUACCAGAGGAGGAGCGCCACAGUCGUGCUCGCUGAGUCCAAAGGCCUGGAUUUACUCAGGAAGCUGAGGGUGUCGGUGGAGCUUCUGAUCACUCUGGCUGCUCUUCUGUCUUGGGUGAUUGUCGGGGUGGUGAUGUUUGACUUUGUCGAGUACAAGGCAGUCCCUGACAUCCAACAAAUAGUAACGGACCCUGUCCAAGCUGUAAACGACGCCGUAGAUGAAGUAACCUCUCUGCUUAAUAAGGUCCAAGAAUGUGCACCAGAUUUAAGUGAUCCGAUAUCUGUCGCCCGUUAUGCAUCUGAUGAAAUAAUAGAAGCAAAAGAUGGGUUUGUUCGAUAUUUUUCAAAUGAGGAGGGAAACUUCUAUCUCAGCUAUGUUGAUCCUGUGGUCAUCGGUCGAUGGGCUUUUCACGCUACUAAUGAUAUCAUAUAUGGGGUCGUGGCUUCCUUCAAAGACACACUGUGUGCCAUUACAGAUGUUGUGCUGGAUACUACUCUGGAUAUACAUAAAGGUAAAAUUGACCUUAGCUACGUGACCCUAGUGGUGAUAGGCAGAAGCAUCUUUGGUGUAAUUAAUGAGUCCAUAAGUGGCGUGAUGAGCUACAUCCAGGACACACUGUGCACCAUCUUAGACAAUGUUCUGAAUGUUGUAAAAGGAACCACUGACCUAAGCUUCAUGGAUCCUGUGGUAAUUGGUCGGAGUAUCUUCACUGUUGCUGAUGAUACUGUGAGUGGAAUAGUGGGCCACAUCCGUGACAAGUUCUGUGCCAUAGUUGACGGCAUUCUGGAUAUAUUUAAAGGAACUACAGACAUCAGCUUCAUUGAUCCUGUGGUAAUUGGCAGAAAUAUCUUCAGCGCCAUUAAUGAUUUUGUGAGCGGCAUUGUGACGUAUAUCCAGGAUGUACUUUGUGCAGUUUUGGAUGUAAUACUGGGCACAAUUAAAGAUGUCCAGGAGGCUGUGGGAUUCAAUCCGGUGACAGCUGUCAAGAGAACAGCAGAAAUCACUAAAGAACAGAUGAACAUGCUUGUGAGCUACUUUUCCACAAUGCUGACGGGUGAACAAGGAACUACAGACAUCAGCUUCAUUGAUCCUGUCGUAAUUGGUAGAAAUAUCUUCAGUGCUAUUAAUGAUUUUGUGAGCGGCAUAGUGAUGUAUAUCCAGGAUGCACUUUGUACAGUUUUGGAUGUAAUACUGGACACAGUUAAAGGUGUCCAGGAGGCUGUGGGAUUCAAUCCAGUGACAGCUGUCAACAGAACAGCAGAAAUCACUAAAGAACAGAUGAACAUGCUUGUGAACUACUUUUCCACAAUGCUGAUGGGUGAACAAGGAACUACAGACAUCAGCUUCAUUGAUCCUGUGGUAAUUGGCAGAAAUAUCUUCAGCGCCAUUAAUGAUUUUGUGAGCGGCAUUGUGACGUAUAUCCAGGAUGUACUUUGUGCAGUUUUGGCUGUAAUACUGGGCACAAUUAAAGAUGUCCAGGAGGCUGUGGGAUUCAAUCCGGUGACAGCUGUCAAGAGAACAGCAGAAAUCACUAAAGAACAGAUGAACAUGCUUGUGAGCUACUUUUCCACAAUGCUGACGGGUGAACAAGGAAUCAUACCAGAAGUGUCUGUUGACCCCAUGAAGGUCAUCACAGAUGCUGUGUUGGAGUUUUCAGACAAGAAAGAUCUGUUCCUAGCCUACAUGUCAGGCAUGUUCAUUGGUGAACAGGGUGAACCUGUUGCCACACCAGUUGUAAAUAUUGUAACAGACAAAGAUGAAACAGUAGUUUCACCAUCUGAUAUCCAUUUGGUAAGAAAGAAAGGAGAAUUUCUUCCACCUUUAGAAAAAGGUACUGAGAACGUGCAGGCGGCCAAAGAGGAAGCAGCUGCACAAACAAGUGCAGCUGCAGACUCAAGGAUGCAAGAGGAGGAGAAUAAAGAGGUGGCUGAGGCAUCCAGUGAAGCAGAUGGGAGAGAAGCAGAGGAGGAUGAUGCAGCCAAAGGGGCCAAACAGGAGGUGUCACUGGAGGAGGAAAAGGAGCAGGAGGAAGAUAAAGAAGAGGAAAGGAGUGAGGCAGAGGCACAGAGGGAGGUGGAUGCAAAAACAGAACGUGGGAUGAAAUAUCAGGAGGAGGGGAUUAAAAGAAAAGAUGUUAUAGCUGAUGAAGAGGAGAAGGAGUUAAAAAGAAAAAUGGAAAAGGAUGAAGUGGUAAGUGACAAAGAGAAGGAGGACAAGGAGGAAAAGGACAGUAAAACAAAAGAUAUGAUCAUAGAUGAGGAGGAAGCGGAGAGGAUCAUAUCAGCAGAGGAGGUGAUGAAACCAAAAGACUCCACAGGAGAUGAGGAGAUAAAAACUGUGACAAAAGCUGAUGAGGAGAAAGAGGAUGUGUUAAAAUAUCAGGAGGAGUAUGAGGAGGUUCAAGCAGAAGGCGCAGCACAAAAUAAUGAGGAACAGGUGGAGGAGCAGGAGAUUAAAACACAUGCAAUGGAAGAGGAGGAGGAUCCUGAAGACUUCAGGGGAGGUGUGGUGAAAGAUGGUGAGGUGAGAGACAAAGUGGAGGCAGAGACAGGUGUGUCCAAAUAUCAAGGUGAUGGAGCCACAACAGAAGAUGUGGCAGAAGAUGAUGGUGGGGAGAAGGAGGUGAGAAACAAAACAGAAGACAUGGCACAGGAGGUUGAGGAGGAGGUGGAUGAGGAAUGGGAGAUGAAAUCAAUACAUUUAGCAAGAGAAAGUGAGGAGAAGGAGGAGGUGAGGAGUAAAGCAGAAGAUGUACCAAAAUGUGAGGAAAAGGAGGAGGAGGAAGAGGGAAUUAAAACAGGGGAGGAUGAUGAAAGCCAGAAAGAGGAGGUACAUACAAAAGAGGAGAAAGAUGAACUCACUGUACAGGAUGAAGACAAAAAAGAGCAUGACGGUGAGAAGAAGGAGGAGACCAUUGCUCUUACUUCUGAUGAGGACAAAGAGAAACACAGAGUGGAGGAGGUAGAGGAGGAUCAAGAAAUUGAAGAUUCAGAUGUCCUCAAAGACAGAAAGGUUCUUGCUGAAAAACAGGAAGAUGACACUGCUGAGAGAGAAGAAUGCAAAGAUGUGACAGCUGGUGAUGAUCUAGAUUCAAAAGAUGGCACAGAAACUAAGGAAGAGCACAAGGGGGGUGUGGAAAAAGAAAAGGGGGAGGAUGACAGUUCACUGCCUGAACAUGAUGAUGAAACACCCGUUUACGACCAGGAUGAAAAAGCUGAUCAUCACAAUGAAAACAACAACAACAGUGAGAGUCUGCAAGCAGACUCUGAACGACAACCGAAGACCCAUAUUCCCUUUGACAGCACUGGCCUCAAACAAGAUCCUGAGAAAGAGAAAGAAAUCACAAAAGAGGAACAACCAAAACCACAAAAAGAGGAUAAAGAAAUAAAGAAGCCAUUGAAAGAUGUGAAAAAAGCAAAGACGCCUUCGAAGGAAAAGAAAGAAGUAAAGAAGCCUGAAGUUAAAACAACCACAAAGGCAGAGAGGAAAGAAAAAAUCCAUUCAACAAGAAAACUUCAAAAACAAAAAGAGGAAAAAAAGGCAAGGUUGCAUUUAAAAGAAGAGAAGAUACAUACCAAAGAUAAGAUGGAUUUGAAAGAAAUUCCCAAAAAGCAAACAGAGAUAUCUCACAAAGAAAAGGAAGAAGUGAACAUACUCCUCACACAAGAGACAGAAGUAAAGAAACCAAAACCUCUCAAAGAAGAGAAGGAAGUAAAGAAACUACCAGAGGAGAAGGAAGUAAAAAAACCUGCCAAGGAAAAAAAGGAAAGAACACCACCAAAACCUCCAAAAGAAGAGAAGAAAGCAAAGAAACCUCUCAAAGAAGAGAAGGAAGUAAAGACACCUCUCAAAGAUGAGAAGGAAGUAAAGAAACCUCUCAAAGUUGAGAAGAAAAUAAAGAAACCUCUCAAAGAAGAGAAGAAAAUAAAGAAACCUCUCAAAGAAGAGAAGGAAGUAAAGAAACCUUUAAAAGAAGAGAAGGAAGUAAAGAAACCUUUAAAAGAAGAGAAAGAAAUAAAGAAACUUUUCAAAGAAGAGAAGGAAAUAAAGAAACCUUUCAAAGAAGAGAAGGAAAUAAAGAAACCUUUCAAUGAGAAGGAAGUAAAGAAACCUCUUAAAGAAGAAAAAGAAUUCAAGAAACCAAAACCUCCCAAAGAAGAGAAGGAAGUAAUGAAACCUCUCAAAGAAGAGAUGGAAAUCAAGAAACCAAAGCCCCCAAAAGAACAAAAGGAAGUAAAGAAACCUCUCAAAGAAGAGAUGAAAGUAAAGAAAGCUUUUGUUGAGAAGGAAGUAAAGAAACCUCUUAAAGAAGCGAAAGAAGUCAAGAAACCAAAACCUCCCAAAGAAGAAAAGGAAGUAAAGAAACCUCUCAAAGAAGAAAAAGAAGUCAAGAAACCAAAACCUCCCAAAGAAGAGAAGGAAGUAAAGAAACCUCCCAAAGAAGAAAAAGAAGUCAAGAAACCAAAGCAUACCAAAGAAGAGAAGGAAGUAAAGACACCUUUUGAUGAGAAGGAAGUAAAGAAACCUCUUAAAGAAGAGAAAGAAUUCAAGAAACCAAAACCUCCCAAAGAAGAGAAGGAAGUAAUGAAACCUCUCAAAGAAGAGAUGGAAAUCAAGAAACCAAAGCCCCCAAAAGAACAAAAGGAAGUAAAGAAACCUCUCAAAGAAGAGAUGAAAGUAAAGAAAGCUUUUGUUGAGAAGGAAGUAAAGAAACCUCUUAAAGAAGCGAAAGAAGUCAAGAAACCAAAACCUCCCAAAGAAGAAAAGGAAGUAAAGAAACCUCUCAAAGAAGAAAAAGAAGUCAAGAAACCAAAACCUCCCAAAGAAGAGAAGGAAGUAAAGAAACCUCCCAAAGAAGAAAAAGAAGUCAAGAAACCAAAGCAUACCAAAGAAGAGAAGGAAGUAAAGACACCUUUUGAUGAGAAGGAAGUAAAGAAACCUCUUAAAGAAGAGAAAGAAGACAAGAAACCAAAAACUACCAAAGAAGAGAAGGAAUUAGAGAAACCUGUCAAAGAAGAGAUGGAACUCAAGAAACCAAAACCUUCCAAAGAAGAGGAAGUAAAGAAACCUCUCAAAGAAGAAAAACAAGUCAAGAAACCAAAGCCUACCAAAGAAGAGAAGGAAGUAAAGAAACCUCUCAAAGAAGAGAUGGAAAUCAAGAAACCAAAACCUUCCAAAGAAGAGAAGGAAGUAAAGAAACCUUUUGAUGAGAAGGAAGUAAAGAAACCUCUUAAAGAAGAGAAAGAAUUCAAGAAACCAAAACCUCCCAAAGAAGAGAAGGAAGUAAAGAAACCUUCCAAAGAAGAGAAAGAAGUAAAGAAACUUCUCAAAGAAGAGAUGGAAGUCAAGAAACCCCUCAAAGAAGAGAAGGAAGUAAAGAAACCUCUCAAAGAAGUGAAGGAAGUAAAGAAACUUCCCAAAGAAGAGAAGGAACCGAAGAAACCUCUUAAAGAAGUGAAGGAAGUAAAGAAACCUCUCAAAGAAGAGAAAGAAGUAAAGAAACCUCCCAAAGAAGAAAAAGUAGAGAGACCUCUCAAAGAUGAGAAGGAAGCAAAGACCCCUCUCAAAGAUGACAAGGAAGUAAAGAAACCUCUCAAAGAUGACAAGGAAGUAAAGAAACCUCUCCAAGAAGUGAAGGAAGUAAAGAAACCUCUCCAAGAAGUGAAGGAAGUAAAGAAACCUCUCCAAGAAGUGAAGGAAGUAAAGAAACCUCUCCGAGAAGAGAAGGAUGUAAAGAAACCUCUCCAGGAAGUGAAGGAAUUAAAGAAACCUCUCAAAGAAGAGAAGGAAGGAAAGAAACCUCAAGAAAAGAUGGAGUUAGAGAAACCUCUCAAAGAAGAGACUGAAGAAAGAAAGUCUCCCAAAGAAGAGGAGGUAAUGAAACAUCUCAAAGAACUGAGGGAAGUCAAGAAACCUUCAGAAAAGGAAAUCAAGAAAUAUUUGAAAGUUGAGAAAGAGGUGAAGAAGCCUCUUGAAGAGAAGGAAGUAAAGAAACCUGUCAAAGAAGAUAAACACAUGAAGAUAACAAUCGAAGAAAAAGAGGCAAAGCAGCCAUUCAACAAAAGCAAAGAACAAAUAAAAUUUCUUAAACAGACAAUGGAGAAAGUUACAUUUAUUUCCAAAGAGGAGGAACGAAUAGAGAAACCACCGAAGGUAGAAAUAGAAGAACGAAAGAUGCCUAAAGAAGAAAAAGAACAGAAAAGGCAUCCAAUAGAGAAAGAAGCAGUGGGGAAGGCUUUAAAAGAAAGGAAAGAAAGACCUGCCAAGAAACCAAAAGAAGGGAAGCCUUCUAAAGGAGAGAGGGAAGAAAUGAAGCCAUCUAAGGAAGAAAAAGAAGUUCAGAAACCUCCAAAAAUGAAAGAAGAGAAAGCUGCCAAGAAACCUUUUCAAGAAAGGAAAGAAGAGAGGCGAGACAAGAAACUUUCUGAAGAAGAGACAGAGACAGAACCGGUUGUUACUUCUAAAGGAGAGAAAGAAACAAAGAAGCCUCCUAAAGAAGAAUCAAAGGAAACAAAACCUAUAAAGGCCAGAGACACUAAGACAGGUGACACACAGAAAAAGCCUGUAAAGGUUAAAGUCAUCAGGAAAAAGGUUGCAUCUCUCCUGAGGAAGGAGCAUCUCAAUGUUACAAAAACAGCACCCACAGCUCCAAAGGAAAAAGUCAAACCAGUACUGACUAAAAAAGAUAUGUCAAAGGAAAAGGUCAAAGCUGCUCCAAUCAAGAAAGUGAUUCGACAAGAAGGCGUCCAAAUCAAUGCUUCUCUUGUGAAAGAGAAGGUCAAAAUAGUGCCUAUAAAGAAAGGAAUUAAAGUGCCAAAAGUCAAACCAGCACCUGCAAAAACAGAUGAGGUUUUGAAACAGAAGUCCAAACCAGUUAGAACAAAGAGAGAACCUGUUGCACUAAAGGCAAAAGCAGAACCAAAAGUUAAAGAAGAAGAAAUCCAACAAAAAAAUGUUUCUCUAACGAAGACGAAGGUCAAAGUUGUGCCACUGAAGAAAGCGUCCGUAGCUCCAAGAGAGAAACUCAAACCAGCACCCCUGGAAAAAAAAACCGAAAUUCUGAAGGAGAAGGUGGAACCACAGACCAUCACAAAAGAAAAGGAAGCUUCCAAAGUGAAAGCAAAAGCUGAGACAGAACCUACAAAGAAAGAUAUAUCAAAGGAAAAGGUCAAAACUGCUUCGAUCAAGAAAGUCAUUCCACAAGAAGAUCUCCAAAGAAAUGUUUCUCUGGUGAAAAAGGUCAAAAUAGUGCCCAUAAAGAAAGGAAUUAAAGUGCCAAAAGUCAAACUAGCAUCUACAAAGUCAGAACCUGUUGCACUAAAAGCAAAAACAGUGCCAAAAGUCAAAGAAGCAGAAAUCCAACAGACAAAGACGGUCAAAGUUGUACCACUGAAGAAAGCACCAGUAGCUCCAAGAGAGAAAGUCAAACCAGCACCCCUGGAAAAAAAAACUGAAAUUCUCAAGGAGAAGAAGGUGGAACCACGGACCAUCACAAAAGCAAAAGAUGCUUCCAAAGUGAAAGCAAAAACCGAGACAGAACCCACAAAAAAAGAUAUAUUAAAGGAAAAGGUGAAAGCCGUUCCGAUCAAGAAAGAACCUUUUGCACUAAAGGCAAAAGCAGUGCCAAAACCUAAAGAAGCAGAAAUCCAACAGAAAAAUGUUUCUCUAACAAAGACGAUGGUCAAAGUUGUACCACGAAAGAAAGCGCCAGUGGCUCCAAGAGAGAAACUCAAACCAGCACCUGUGGAUAAAAAACCUGAAAUUGUCAAGAAGAAGAAGAUGGAACCAGGAACCAUCACAAAAGAGAAAGACGCUUCUAAAAUUAAAGCAAAAGCUGAGGCAGAACCUACAAAGAAAGAUAUAUCAAAGGAAAAGGUCAAAGCCGCUCCGAUCAAGAAAGUGAUUCCACAAGAAGGUGUCCAAAGAAAUGUUUCUCUAGUGAAAGAGAAGGUCAAAAUAGUGCCUAUGAAGAAAGGAAUCAAAGUGCCAAAAGUCAAACCAGCAUCGACAAAGACAGAUGAGGUUUUGAAGCCAAAGUCCAAACCAGUUACAACAAAGAGAGAACCUUUUGCACUAAAAGCAAAAGUAGUGCCAAAAGUUAAAGCAGAAAUUCAACAGAAAAAUGUUUCUCUAACAAAGACGAAGGUCAAAGUUGUACCACUGAAGAAAGUGCCCCUCGCUCCACGAGAGAAACUCAAACCAGCACCCACUAAAAGUAAAACGGAAACUCUCAAAGAAAAGAAGGUGGCACCACAGACCAUCAGAAAAGAACCAGAAGUCACAAAGGGGAAGGCAAAAAAAGCUCAUGAAAAGAAAGAGCCAGAAGCAACGAAGGAAAAAAUUAAAUCACUGCUGAGGAAGAAAGAGCCUGAAGUUUCCAGAAAAAAAGUCAAACCUGCUGUAGAAAAGAAAGAGGACAGAGUUCUUAAGGAACAACAGCCUGUAAAAAAAGAAAAAUUACUGAAGAAAACAACUACAGAUGACAAAGUUAAAGAAGCCAGAGUUCUGAAAGAGAUACAGGAGCCUGCAAAGAAAGAAAAAGUUGUUGAAAAGAAAGAAGUGAAAGAAGAGAAAACAGAACCUGCUUUAACAGACUUUAUCAUGGAAGAUGAGCUGCCCUAUUUCCAGUGUUUCUUUGUGGACGAGGACGAGGCGCAGUUUCCAUUCUACGCUUUCUCGCCGCUGCAGAUGUGAAGCUUCAGUCUGAAUCCAGUCUGCAGUUUGGCACCGAGUCCAUGUACUGAAGAUGACACGGUGGUGUCACGCUGUCCGCUGCUGACGCGCGGCCUGCAUCUAAUGCAGAAAGUCCUGAGCAGCAAAGGAUGAUGGGUGACGCAUCAACAACUUCUAUUAUCUUUGAACAUUUGGUUGAGCUCUCGUGCCGCUUCGCGUCAUUCCUUUCAUUUUUUUUUUUUUUUUUCAAACCGUUUCAAAGGUGCGCAUAGAACAUUGUGAACAACAGCUGUGGCUUAAGUCUGCACAGCAGCACAUGCAAAUGUUUUAAAGCAUAUUUACAACACAUUAAUACAGCACAUUAACAAGAAAAGCCAGCGGUGCUGCACGAUGGUGAAAACUGUUGUAAUCUUCAAUGUUUUAUACAGGGCACAAAUGUCGCCACAUCAACACCUGAAAGUGGUGUUUACUUGAAAAUAUCAGUAGUGGCAAUAGUUGGGGUUUUUUUUUUUUUAUGGUAGCGUCUAAAAUGGCAUAUUUGUUAAUGUUCUGCGUGUCCUUUAAGUGCAUUUGGGUAUGUCAUUAACUGUACUUUUUUUAGUUACUUUUUCCACAUUUUCUAUUUUCUUGUGUAAAACAAUGCAUCAAUAGGAAUGACCGUGCACUGUACGUGAGAGCUCCCAUAAAUGCAGAUAAACCAAUGGAAUAUUUAAUGUCUUAUUAAAAUGUACACUGUGCACCUUUAUUCUGAUAUUUAUGUAAGAAAUGGCACCUCUCAGAACAAGGCUUGAAUUCAUGCUUUAAUGAAGU